This is a messenger RNA of Glycine soja, 2697 nucleotides long. RefSeq names its product cell division cycle protein 27 homolog B-like. Gene Ontology annotation, molecular function: protein binding. The transcript is spliced from 16 exons. NCBI's taxonomy places the organism in Eukaryota, Viridiplantae, Streptophyta, Magnoliopsida, Fabales, Fabaceae. The record is from RefSeq and is a predicted model, not a curated record. The coding region runs from base 108 to 2381 and encodes 757 amino acids. Gene Ontology annotation, biological process: cell division.
AACCCAAAAAACCCCCCACUCAGUCACUCUUGUGUUCGUUCAGUUCAGUUCCUGCUUUUCUCUGAGUGAAGAAAAAAAAAAAAACGAACGUUACGAGAGAGAGAGCCAUGGAAGCAAUACUCGUAGAUUGCGCGCAGAAGAGUCUUCGCCAUUUCAUGCACUCCAAUGCCAUCUUCAUCUCGCAGCGUCUCUGUGCUCAGUUUCCCUCCGAGACAAACUUGCAAUUGUUAGCUGGCUGUUAUUUGCAGAGCAAUCAAGCUUAUUGUGCAUACCAUAUCUUAAAGGGAACCCAAAUGGCUCAAUCUCGGUACUUGUUUGCGAUAUCUUGCUUUCAUAUGGAUCUUCUUAGCGAAGCUGAAGCUGCAUUACGUCCUGCCGAUGAGCCUGGUGCAGAGGUUCCAAACGGUGCAGCUGGUCAUUAUCUAUUAGGGCUCAUUUACAGAUGCACUGACAGAAGGAAAAAUGCCAUACAACAUUUCAAGCAGGCACUGUCAAUGGAUCCUCUUAUGUGGGCUGCAUAUGAGGAGUUGUGUAUAUUAGGUGCUGCUGAAGAAGCAACUGUAGUUUUUGGUGAAGCAGCAGCUUUUUGCUUACAAAAGCAAUACCUGAAUUGUUCAACCUCUCCAAACUCACAUAUGUCACCUGAACAUAGUAAUGAAGUUGCCGCAAGACCUUGUAUGUCUGAAGAAGCGAGUCCAAGGCAACUCAAACAAAUGCAAAGUCUCAAGGAUAUUGCUACAUAUCAUCAUGGAGCAUCUAUUUUAGGAGGAGCUGCUGGUCAACCUAUUAAUAGCAGUUCAUCUAACAUGUCAUAUUAUAACACCCCAUCUCCAAUGGUUGCACAGUUGUCAAGUGUUGCUCCACCGCCGUUGUGUAGGAAUGUGCUGCCAAAUGGCCAAAAUCUUACUACACUUAGUACUGACAGUUCUCCUAAGUCAACAGUAAACUCUCCUAUUCAAGCCCCUCGAAGAAAGUUUGUGGGUGAAGGAAAGUUACGAAAGAUUUCGGGUAGAUUGUUUUCUGAUUCUGGUCCUCGGCGUAGUUCACGACUUUCUAGUGACUCAAGUGUAAACACAAAUGCUAAUUCAACUGUUGUAUCUGGAAAUGGAACCAAUAACUCUUACAAGGGAGGUUCAAAGCUAAACCAUAUGGCAUUUCGUACCAUGGCAAUUCGUAAAGGGCAGUCAUGGGCCAAUGAAAACAUUGAUGAAGGAAUUUGUAAUGAUGUUCCAGAUGAUUCUUCUUUAAAUCGUACAUCUAUAAAUUCUUGUUCAUCUCCUGUCAUUGAAGCCAAAUCUUAUGAGCAAGAAGCAGCAACUUUUCACAUUGGUGGGCAAGUAACAAGUGGUUCUAAGGUCAUCACUGGCACUUCAGAAAUAUUAACCCUUCUAAGAGUUCUUGGUGAAGGCUAUAGACUUGCCUGUUUAUAUAGGUGCCAGGAUGCUCUGGAUACCUAUCUGAAACUUCCACAGAAGCAUUACAACACUGGCUGGGUUCUUUCUCAGGUUGGGAAAGCAUACUUUGAGCUAGUUGAUUAUUUAGAAGCUGAUUGUGCCUUUAGUCGUGCUCGUCAGAUUACACCUUAUAGUUUGGAAGGAAUGGAUAUACACUCGACAGUCCUUUAUCAUUUAAAGGAAGAUAUGAAGCUAAGUUACCUGGCACAGGAACUGAUUUCAACUGAUCGCUUAGCUCCUCAAUCUUGGUGUGCCAUGGGUAAUUGCUACAGUCUACAGAAAGAUCAUGAAACUGCACUGAAGAAUUUUCAACGAGCUGUUCAACUGAAUCCCAGAUUUGCAUAUGCACACACCCUUUGUGGACAUGAGUAUGUUGCACUAGAAGAUUUUGAAAAUGGGAUUAAGUGCUACCAUAGUGCACUCAGGGUUGAUUCAAGGCACUACAACGCAUGGUAUGGACUUGGAAUGCUAUAUCUUCGCCAAGAGAAGUAUGAGUUCUCUGAACAUCAUUUCCAUAUGGCCUACCAAAUCAACCCACGAUCUUCUGUUAUAUUGUCAUACCUUGGAACUGCUUUGCAUGCUUUAAAGAGAAGCGGGGAAGCAUUGGCCAUAAUGGAGAAGGCUAUAUUGGAAGAUAAGAAAAAUCCACUUCCCAUGUAUCAAAAAGCCAGCAUACUCGUAAGCUUAGAAAGAAUUGACGAGGCUUUGGAUGUCCUUGAGGAGCUGAAAGAGGCGCAACCUCGUGAAAGUAGUGUCUAUGCUUUGAUGGGCAAUAUCUAUAGAAGGCGUCACAUGCAUGAGAGAGCAAUGUUUCAUUAUGGUGUUGCUUUGGAUUUGAAACCAUCUAUAACAGAUGCUGCUAUGAUUAAGGCUGCUGUUGAGAAAUUGAUUAUACCUGAUGAGUUCCAAGACGAAGAUGACUCUUAGCUCUACCUUUGAAGUGCAAGAUUUGAAUUAUAAGGAUUUGAUUUCCGGCUAGUUGUGUAUACAAGCAGCACAAAUGCUCGAGUGAGUAUUCAUUCAAUGUUCAAACAAUCAUCAGUCCAUCUAAUUUUCGAAACUUUAGAACUGCACACAGUUUUGUAGGAAAGUCGAAUAGGGUUAGAGAUGAUGUAACAGAGGUACCGAGAAGCUCCUAUACUUGUACAAAUAGUUGCAUUAGGGAUAAAUAGGUGUACCAUAAGUUUAUCUAUUCAUUUGUCUAUAAAUCAAUGCUUUAGUCUAUCAUCUCUGGUUUAAAUCA